AUGGAUAAAGAAGAAACGUGGAAGACACAGUUUGAGUUUGUUGCAAAGAGCAGCAAGGGCGAGGAGUAUAUGUACUGUCGCCUGUGUAACGUGGACGUGUCCGUUGCCAGCGGUGGACGUAAUGAUGUCACUAAGCAUGUCCAAAGAACAACCCACGUAGAAAAAGUCGCGACAGUAAAGACAGCGACGAAGAUUGACACCAUGAUCAAACCUGUAACUAAGAUCAUCGAUCCAGUUGCCAGGGCAGAGGUGCUGUUCUGUGCCUUUAUAGCAGAGCACAACCUUCCAUUCGCGGUCGCUGACCAUUUUACAGACCUGGUGAAAGUGAUGUUCCCGGACAGCGAGGUUGCCAAGAAAUUCCGGUGCAAGCGUACAAAGGCGACGAACAUAGUUACCAAGGUGUUGGCGCCAGAGGCAGAGAAGAAGGUUACCCACCUGUGUCGCUCGCAGAAGUUUUCCAUCCUCAUGGACGAAUCAAACGACCGCGGGGAUAGCAAUUACGUGGCCAUACUGGUCCGGACAUAUGACAAGGAUGUGCUCCAGGUGAACACGUUCUUCCUCGCCAUGCCUAUAUGUAAUGUGGGGAAUGGUGAGAAUUUGUUCAUGUGUCUGCAAGAAGUGUUCACGGCGAAUAACAUCCCGUGGGAGAAUGUGGUCGGGUAUUCCUCAGACAACGCUGCCGUAAUGAUAGGAAAUAAUAACUCGGUCCUGUCACGCAUUCGAGGGAAGGUACCGAAUGUUGUGAAUAUUGGCCGCCCGUGUCACAUUAUGAGUACGUGCACGCAGUAUGGCGUAAAGAAGCUAGGUGUACCCGUUGAUGAGCUUCUUCACGACGUGUUUACGCACUUUCAACACAGCUCCAAGCGACGCCAAGCACUCCAGGAAUUCCGGGAAUUUACAUACACCGGGACAUACAAGCUGGUUAGGUUCUGCUCAACCCGCUGGCUGUCUCUCCAGACCUGUGUUGACCGCUUCUUACAACAAUGGCCAGCCAUUGAAGCUUACUUUGCAAGCCACGAGGAUGUCGAGAAGAAAGGAAACAGAGUCGCCCGUGCUUCUGAGAAUCUGCGUGAUCCAGUGGUAGCGCUGGUGAUCAGGUUCCUGUCGUUCAUUCUGCAGCCGCUGAACACAUUAAACACAGACUUCCAGCACGCCAGCGCCGUGGUGGGAUACCUGCACAGCGAGAUCAAUCGUCUGAUCCGCUCCAAAAUGGCAAAGUUCGUCAAGAUGUCAGUAAUCUCGGCGGCAGCAGACGUAACAAAGGUUGACUUAGAGACCCGCGACAACCAGCAAGAUGAUGACACGAUCGCAAUAGGCCACGCCACACGUACCUACCUUGACGAGGCUCCGCCGGAGGUCCAAGCAUCCUUUUUCAGGAAGGUGAGGGCGUUCUACGUAGAGUUGACCACGAAAAUGCUCACAAAGUUUCCUGUCAACGAUGAGGUAUUGAAGGCCCUACGUUUCCUGCGUCCAGAAAACAGACAGAACACAUCGACAGAGUCUGUGUUGGAGGUGAUUGCAUAUGAAUAA
Dreissena polymorpha is the source of this 1530-nucleotide messenger RNA. RefSeq lists its product as uncharacterized. Lineage: Eukaryota; Metazoa; Mollusca; Bivalvia; Myida; Dreissenidae. The record is from RefSeq and is a predicted model, not a curated record. The transcript has 4 exons. The coding region runs from base 1 to 1530 and encodes 509 amino acids.